CCCGGGAGCCCCGGGGGGGGCUGCGUCUGUUUCUCAGAAUUACAGGAAAAAAGCGUUGCAGGUGCUGGGCCUGGCGACUUCCUAUUUUGUUGCACCCCUCGCAGUGGCGGGGGGCAGAGGUCCCUGUUAAGCGGAACGCCCGCUCUGCAGCUGCGCAUUUCCUGCCAAUAGUUACUGAAACGGAAAUGUUCAGCUGUUUGAUUUGGAUGUUUGUCCUUCUCUGCAGCUCUAUAGCAGAUGAAAAAUCUAUCAGAGAUGCUGACAUCUUUCCUUCAUCUCCUGAAAUUGAAAGAGGAUCCACCCUGAAACUAUUUUGUGUUCUCGGAAAACACUACACACCUCACAGAAAUGCAAGCCACAUCAUCUGGAAAUUGAAUCAUGAACUGAUUGCUCAGGAAAACUAUAACAUUGUGAAUGAGACUGUAUCUAGUGUAACAAUCCAUAAUUUCACUUACAGCAAAGCUCAUGUGAAAUGUUUCACCAAGUACUUGGGCAAGAAACAACUUUUGGUUCAUACUGAAGUUAAAUCUGGCUUUCCACCAGACACACCAGGAAAUAUUUCCUGCAUUUAUUACUUUGAUACUGAACUUACCUGCACUUGGACCUCAGGAAGAGAAACAAAUCUUAUGACAAAGUUUACUCUUUACCGAAAGAUGAUGAGAGAAGGAAGGGUGAUUCUUCAAAAUACAGUGGCCUGCCGAAGCAAAACAGAGUCAUGUUCAUUUUAUUAUCCGGAUACCCCAUAUAGUAGUUCUUUUUGUUUUCAGGUGAAAGCUGAAAAUGUUUUGGGUGAAGCCUCCUCAGAUUGUGUUCCUAUACCUUUGGAAAGAAUAGAGAAAUUUGAACCCCCUGAAAUACUUUCUGUUAAAAAAAUCGCUGGUAUAAAGCAGUUGCUUACAGUCACCUGGGAAAUGCCUGAGAAGAUUAUCCCUUCACAAGAUUUAAUUUGCCAGGUUCAAUACAGAAACUUGUAUUCAAACUCUUCGGAAUUUGUCACUGUCCCACUGAGUUCUGGAGAUAGGACAGGAUCAUGUAACCUCACAAGUCUGUGGGACUCCACAGAAUAUUCAGUUGCUGUUCGGUGUAUUAGUGUUGUGUCAGUAUUCUGGAGUGAAUGGAGUAGAGGGAAAACAGCAAGCACAGAAGAGAAAGCUCCUUCAGAAAAAGUGGAUUUGUGGAGGGUAAUUGAAUCUUCACACUCAGCUGGAAGUCGAUCUGUACAUCUUAUGUGGAAGCCACUAAACAGCUUUCCACCUUCUGGGAGAAUUCUAGGCUACAAAAUACAGUAUUUUCCAGAAAACAAUGCUGCACUUAAAAUGACAAACUUCUCUACUGAUAAGAAAAUUACUUUACUUUUAAAUGAAGAGGCAUAUCUAGUAUCUGUUACUGCCUAUAACUCUGCUGGAGAUUCUCCUGAAGCUAUUUUGAGGAUUCCACCCGCUGAUGAAAAAACUUCUCAGAUUAUUGAAACAGUGAGGACCUUUACAACAAAUGAAGAAGUGGUUGUGGAAUGGAUAGCUUCUGAACCAGAAGUAACCAAAUACGUAGUUGAGUGGUACGAGGAAUUGGAAACAGAUCCUUUUGGUAGAUCAUGGCAGUAUGUGUCAGAUUCUACAAACUGGAAGACUAACAAAAAAAACUUUAAGCCAUUUAUAUGCUAUAACAUCUUGGUAUAUCCUUCCUAUGGAGAUAAAGUAGCAGCUCCAUGUUCCAUACAAACUUAUGUCCAAGAAAAAAAGCCAUCAGAAGGACCUGUGGCUGACACAGGCAUUCCAGGGAAAAAUGAAGUUACAGUAAAAUGGAAGGCGAUUUCAAAGGAUAAAAGAAAUGGAUUUAUCAGUAACUAUACAAUAUUUUAUAAACCUGAAGGUGGAAAAGAAUUGAAUGAAACAGUGAACGCUGAUGUUCUGCAAUACAGACUGAAGUCCUUACAGGCUAAUACACAAUAUACUGUCUAUAUCAUGGCGAGCAAUAAUGCUGGUGGAACAACUGGAGAGCCAAAAACCUUCAAGACUUUGAAAUUCGAUAAAGAAGACAUUAUUUUCAUUGCUCUACCCGUUGGAUUAAGUAUGUUGUUUCUGUUAGGUCUUUGGAUAACAUGCAUUUUGAAAAAACAUGCGUUUAAAAAGGUUUGCUGGCCAGAUGUACCCAAUCCUGCAGAGAGCAUUGCAGUGGAAUGGCCUCUUAAUGCAUCUAUGAAUAAUUCAUUUUUGAAGGCAGUGACAUCUGAGGCUAAAACCGUAGACUUUGAAGAUGUAAGUGUUUUGGAACAUUGUUUUCCUGAAGAAAGUCAGGAAGAAUCACUACUAAUGAAUUGUGAAAACCAUGUUUCUUCAUGUACUGAUAUUAAUACCAAAGGCAUGAUUAAUAGAGAUAACAAGAUACUGUAUAGUGAAGAAAAUGAAGUGGCUAAAUGUUUUUCACCAUCCAUGUCUUACAUAAUUACUGAUCAGGAUAUCAGAAGUCAAAUGCAUUUAGCUUUGAUACCAGCGAAGGAAUUACUACCCAUAGAAACGCUGGAAGAUGAUUUAUGUGAAUCUCAACAGAGUUCAAUUAAAAAUGAAGAAAAUGUUAAUGAAGUUUUAAAGCUGGAAGAUUUCGGUGAAAAAGUGCUCUUCAAUCCAUACCUGAAAAAUUCUGUGAAAACAAGGGAAUUUAUUAUUUCUGAGAGCUUACCAGAACACAGUAAGAAUGAACCCCAGAGCCAGUCAACUGUCUUACCUCCUUUUCAACAAAAUGUCACAGGACAACCCUACAUAACACUGGACAUGUUCGGGCUGGCCACGGCUCAUUAGGAUGUGAAAAAUUUCCUCAGCAAAGUCCCCUUGCAGGGUGUAUCUUGGCACUGCUGUUCGUGCAUUUGUGUGUUCUGACCUGGCUGAUCCCAGUUAAUUUGGAUGAAAACGAUCCCUUCAUUUGAUCAGCUGUGAAGUGUUUUUUUGCAGUUUAUAGUGUCAGGGUUCACUUUCAGUGUGGGGUGGAUGUUGUUUGGGAUUGUGGUGGUUUGGGUUUUGUUGUUUUUUUUUUACCAGAUAGUUGUGCCAGUAGUGAGGCAAAAGAAGUAGCUUUUUGUGUGUCUUCUGAAUUCUGCCACAUCAGUCUGCUUCAAACAAACUGAUCUGUACUGCGGGAGUGUGCAGCAGUGCCAGCAGCUCAUGGAUUUCUUCUCCAGCAACCAGUUCCCCUUGCUAAGCUCUGCUGGGGAAAUGUGGACUGACUUGAACAGAGCCAGGAUCUGCUGAAUCCUUCCUUGAGUUACAUGGAGUAGAACUGCUUUCCUGUUCUAAUUUCCCUCAAUUGUUUUGUAUCUGGUUUUAUGUAUAGUGUUCCUCCUGUUUCACAAAUACUUGGUAGAUUUCAGUAAUUGUCUUUUUGCAUGCUGACUCUUGAAUCAAUGGUUUGGCUUAUGGCUUCUCUGUCUUUAACGAGAGGAUAUUUGUUACGUGUAUGCUAUUGACUUAUCUGCAUUUUGGAAGGCAUAGGCUUAUGCUGGCUUUGUUGCUUCCUUCCCUUUCUCUUGUGUUUUUAAUCAAGCUCUGCAUUUUGUGCUGCUUUUGUGUUUCCUGUUUGUGUGCUGCUCUUUAAAACUGUUUACUUACUGGAUAUCUUAUCUUCUUGUCCCUUUGCUUCUAAUUUCUCCCAGUUUAAAACUGUGUUUCCCAGUUGAGGUUUUGGUAGUUUGAACUGAAAAAAAAAUAUAUGACUAAAUACAGUAUCUUGUGUUGGAGUAAGCACUGAGGUUUUAUUUAGGAAAUUAUUUUUCUGGGAGGUGUUGAAAAAACACUAAGUCUACAAAACAUCCCCACAUAUUCGUGCUAACUAAUUUAGGAUUAGAGAUUUCUAGAUUUCUAGUCAUAGAAACUACUUGUAGUUUGCAUUUUGUACAGCAGCGAUUAAGCAGGAAACCAUCCAUCAUACUAGGGGAUUUUUUUCAGCAGGAAAUAGGCUAUUACUAUAAAAUUCUUACUGAAAUAUUUACUCUGUUAAAUGACAGACUAAAAAAAACGGAGACAGAGAGUCAGCUCUACAUAAAAUGCAUUACAAGGGGUUGUUCAGUAUGACACGUGGCGCACAGUCAUUUUAAGUCUUGAAACUAUUUUCACAGUAUUUAAAAGCUUGACAUCAUCAGGCUUGUUUGCACAUAAAGACAGACUUCUUUAGGGGUGACAAAGAUACAGGAGUCAUGGGGAUAGAAAAAGGAGAGACAAAUGUGAAUAGGAAUGGAAAGCCUUUCCUUUCUGUGCAGGAAGAGGAGUGGGAGAAUGGAAAAUACAUUGUCCAGCAUGAGUGAGGAGGCUGAGCCUUACCCUGGGUGUACUGGCUAUUACUUGCAUUGUGUUGGUGAAGAUGGGGCAAAGUUUGGAUUUAGGGUUUUCAUUUAUAGUUUGCAAGCUGCUUUUAUUUAUAGCAAUGUUUAUUUAGUUCCCAAGAGAGGAUGAGAAAAUUUCUGCAGAAGUUCCUUGUACAGCAACACUAAUUUCUGCAUUUCCACCACCACCAGCUUCCCCUCCCCUGCGCCCCCCCCCCCGCCAAGUUUGUUGGAUCACUUUCCCAGCCACAGUGCUAUAACCCAAAAUGUACAUGUGUUUGCUCUUAGAAGGCCUCACUUACUUAGGUAAACCAGGUUCUGAAAAGAACAUGGGACACAGCUUUGGUUGGGUCAGUGCUCCUGCUGCUUCACUGGCUUCCAGACUUCUCACCCGCGGCUAUACUGCUGUUUCCUAGGGUUCAGAAGUCACUGACUAGUCACAGCAGGUUUUUUUCCCAUAAAUCUCGGUAUUUGUUUUAAUAUCACAAGAUUUAAAAAUAAACAGAAACAGAGAUGUUUUGGGGCCUGUCUAGGAAUUGUUUAGCAGCCAUAUGAAAGCUGUGUAUUCUGAGUUGCAUGGUUGAGAAAAGUGAAAAAAAUACUGCAGCCUUUAGAGGGAUCAUUAGAAAGGGGAGGUUCUUUCUGGGUGGAUUGGGUAGGUUCUCCCUGAAACAUCUCUUAGGUUCUGAAGGGUAAGUUACAACCUGCUUUUCCAUCUCAUUGUAUUUCCUUCUCUAUUGCUAUUCUGCUUUUCUUUGCUCACUCCUGAUUUCCUUGCCCAUUAUUUUCUCUGAAAAAUUGUAAUGCAAGAAGUCAGCUCAGCACAUCUCAGAAAUUAGGGCUGCCUUUUGCCUGUGCUGUGGAAUGCCAGCUUCUUGGACUUGGUUUGUUUUGUAUUCAGAGUUACAGUCUUUCUGAUCUCCUUAAAAUUUGUCUUUCAAACUAAUGCUGUGAACCAUGGAAAAAAAUAAAACUGAGAGCACAUAGAGAA
Molecule: messenger RNA, 5300 nt
Organism: Falco peregrinus (peregrine falcon)
Lineage: Eukaryota; Metazoa; Chordata; Aves; Falconiformes; Falconidae
Gene: IL31RA
Product: interleukin 31 receptor A
Exons: 16
Coding region: 186-2795 (869 amino acids)
Biological process (GO): cytokine-mediated signaling pathway
Cellular component (GO): external side of plasma membrane; signaling receptor complex
Molecular function (GO): cytokine binding; cytokine receptor activity
Source: RefSeq, a predicted model, not a curated record